GGGUGCGAGGCUUUUCCCGAAUUGAUCAGAUCGGUACACACUCCUAACUCUAAUCAUAACCACCAGUAAAAAUUCCGAUUCGGAAUUAGGAAAUUCACCGAUUGGCACGACCAGAACACCUUGAAUCAACCUCAAUUGGAAUUUGGUGGCUCACUGUUUUUCUCUGUGGGCUCUUUACCAGUUCCAUGGACUUUUCGGUCAUCUAUCACUUUGAGAUUAGUAUUCUCCGAGAAAUCUAGUGCACCAGUAGUAUAUUUGCACUUUAUGAUAUGUCGAAAGACUACCACAAGAACCAAUGGAUUUUCAUUCAAGUGGAACGAAAACAGUUAUACUCCAUGUGGCUUGAAAGAUGCAGGACAACGAACCAAAUGUACAAGGGAUCAGCUCUAUGGUUCUGCAAUGCUCCUGAUAGACAUCCAAGUUCAUCUUGCAUUUCUGAAGGUUGGCAUCUAGCAUCUAAAUCCAUCUUCGACCCCUCAUUCUAUUGAAUGUGGCGCCUGUUCUGCAGCUAGCAGUACAGUCUCCGCUUGAUUUUCAAGUCUUCGGUUCAAGUGAAGUCCACCAGACUCAUAUGAUCCCAUAUCAAAUUGACAUUCUCUACGUGAUGAAGAAGUAUAAGAAGAAGCAUCUUAUCCACUUCAAAUAAGCAUCAUCAACAUUAUCAACAUCUUCUCAAUUAUCUUGCAUUCACAACUCAAACGAACAUUCACUCAAGAAUCAAAAUGCGUCCCGUCAUCAUCGCUUCAGCUUUUGCAGCUUUGGCCUUUGCCAAUCCACUUCCCCAAGACAUUGAUCUGGGUGCCAUUGAUGCUCUUCCAGAAGCUGGAGUUUCUGCUGCUCCAGUCGACGUCUCUUCCCAAGUUGUCGCGGUGAAGCCAGUUUCUGAUGCCGUCAUCGAAGGAGCUUCUGUAGUGAAUGAUGUUGCUGCUCCAGAUGGAGCCACUAAAAAGCGCGGUCUUACCAAGCGCGAUUGCGAGCCACAACCGGCAGGCUAUGGCCCAAACUCUAAACCAAAAGACACCGCCGAAGCUUUUUUAAAAGAUGAUCAAUACAAUAAGAUCGCUUAUAAAGCUCCUACCCCACAAGGUUACACCCUUUCCUUCUCUCAGCUCCAAGGUUCUAGCCAGACCACCUCGUAUCUCGGUUACAAGACCUUGAAAUCCUACGACACUGUCGAGUGUGCUCAAUACUGUGAUCAACAAGAUGGCUGUAUUGCCUUCAAUAUCUACUUUGAACGUGAUCCCACUGUUAAUCCUGGCAAGAAGUGUUCCAACCCAUCCUCUACCAUUAACAUCAAGUGUGUUAAGUGGGGCGUCCAAAUCAAGAAAGAGACUGCUACCAAUACCGGUCAAUACAGAGAGGACUUCCACGUCGUCAUUUCCGGAUCCAAUGGAUACAAUAAGAAUUACUCCCCCGAGCCUUGUGACAAAUACAAUGGCCCAGUUUCUCUCGGAGGAGCCAUGCAAGCCCCUCUCGAUCCCACCACUAAGACUGAUACCUACAUGGGCUACAAAUUCUUCUCCUUUGACGAUGUCAAAACCUACGAGUACGGAGUCGUCGCCUGUACAUCCGCCUGCACGGCGCAAACCAAAUAUAACUCUGAGCAUCCUCCUUCUUCUGGCCAUCCAGCUGUCUGUAAUCAAGCCGUCGUCUACGUUUUGAGCCAAAAUAACAAGCCGCAAGGAAUCUACUGCUCCAUGUAUACCGAAGUCUGGGCUCCCAACCACGCAACUAACUAUGGCCAAUGGAGAGGAUCCGAGUACUGGUCAGUUAGCCAAGCAUACUCCUAUAGCAGAGCAGACUAUGAUUCCAAGUAUCCAAAGGCCAUCUGUGAUGUUGGAGGAUGCCCACAGGAUUCCUACAAGGGCGGUAACUGGGGUGGAUGGGGAUCUGAGAAGAAAUAAAUCAUGCGAUUCGUUUUCUUUGGAACAGAUUCACUCUAGCUUAUGAUUUUGAUGAUGGAUAUGACGGACGGAGGGUUUUUGAUGGUUUUUAGUUUAUAUUUCUCUUACACCACACUCCUUAAUGAUUUAAUGAAGGCUAUUUAUUGAUUGGAAGGGACCAGGAGGAUGCGGUUUUUUAAUACGUUUAUUGUGCCUAUGCUAGUAUCUCUAUCAAUAACGGAAAAAACAUGUAUGUUUUUCACCAUAUUUUUUUCUUCCUUGUGAUUUCAUUUUUGCGCACCGUCAAAAUUCCAUCUCAAUAGUGGCAUUUUACA
Molecule: messenger RNA, 2218 nt
Organism: Botrytis cinerea B05.10
Lineage: Eukaryota; Fungi; Ascomycota; Leotiomycetes; Helotiales; Sclerotiniaceae
Exons: 4
Coding region: 723-1904 (393 amino acids)
Source: RefSeq, a predicted model, not a curated record